ACAAAACCUGAAGAGUUUGUUCACCUAUUUAUUUGCAAAAACUCACAAACUCAACUCCUUUAAAUUCUCUCAAUUCUUGAUUCUUUAUACAAAAAAUUCAAAGAUUGUUGCUUUACUUCAACAGCUCAUUUUCAUUCUUGAACUCUUAACUUUACAUAUUUGAUUCAAUAACCCAAAAAAGAAAGGAGAAUUUGUGAAUAACUUUGUAGGAUUUGGAAAGGGGUUUUACAAAUGGAUGGUCUUUGUUUGACAGGAGGAGGGAUACAGGGUAUGGCGGGGCCUAUUGCCGUUGCCGGUGGUGCCGGAGGUUUAGAUGUACGAUCGACCCAGUUUAGUACAUCGGCGGUUGGACGUUCUUCGGCGUCGAUGUCGGUUGAAAAGACAUCUUCUUUUAGGAAUAAGUCAUGGGGUUUUUCGUUUAGGUACCCACUUAGAUCUUUUUGGUCUGGAGGUAAAGGAAGGUAUGAUGCUAUAGCGGUAGACGACGCUGUUUUGAUGGAGGAGAAGGAGGAGAAGAAUGAGGACAAAAAUGAGAAUUGGGUAUUGAAGAUUUUGCAUAUUAGGUCUUUGCAGAAGGAGAAGGAGGUAGGGGAGAAGGGCGGGGGUGAUGAAGAUCUGGUGGAGAAGGUGGAGGGAGAAGGUGGUGAUGACAUUGAAGAUGAUAGUGAAGGGCAUAACAAGUAUGAUGAUGGGGAUGAAGAAGAAUGUGAUGUGUGUUCUGUAGAUGAUGAUGAAAAAUUCAAAUUUGAUAGAAAUUCUUUUUCAAAGUUGCUUAGGAGGGUGACAUUGGCUGAAGCUAGAUUGUAUGCUCAGAUGUCUUAUUUGGGAAGUUUGGCUUAUGGAAUACCCCAAAUUAAGCCAGAAAAUUUAUUGAGGAAUCAUGGAUUGCGUCUUGUUACGUCUUCAUGUGAGAAAAGAGAACAGGCGUUAAAAGCUGAGAAAGAGAAGGCAGCAGCUGAAGAUCAGGAGAAGAAAGAGAUUGAAAACGCUCAAACACAGGGAGAAGAAAGAAGCACUACUACUUCAGUAGAAGGGAAUGGAGAGACCAGCGGGAACAGGAUAAGUGCAUCCACAGCUUACCAUAUAGCUGCCUCUGCCGCGUCUUAUUUGCACUCUCAUACAAUGAGCAUUCUUCCUUUUAAAUCCUCCAAGACUAUGCCAAAUAAAGAUUCCUCUGAAACAACCGUCGGAUGUGAUGACAAUAUAGAUGCAAUGAACAGGGAAGUUGCUUCUUUUAUGGCAACCAGUGACUCAGUGACAUCAGUAGUUGCUGCAAAGGAGGAAGUAAAGCAGGCUGUUGCAGACGACCUAAAUUCAAAUCAUUCUUCACCCUGUGAAUGGUUUGUUUGUGAUGAUGAUCAGAGCUUGACAAGAUUCUUUGUAAUUCAGGGAUCAGAGUCACUAGCAUCAUGGAAAGCAAAUCUACUCUUUGAACCUGUUAAAUUUGAGGGUCUGGAUGUGAUGGUCCACCGGGGUAUUUAUGAAGCUGCAAAGGGCAUGUACGCGCAGAUGCUACCAGAAGUACGCUCACAUCUUAAAUCUCACGGUAGUCAUGCCAAUUUCCGUUUUACUGGGCACUCUCUUGGUGGAAGUUUAUCAUUGCUCGUCAAUCUCAUGCUGUUCAUAAGGGGAGAAGUUACCCCAUCUUCCUUGCUUCCUGUUAUAACUUUUGGCGCACCAUCAAUAAUGUGUGGAGGAGACCGCCUCCUUCGCCGCCUUGGCUUGCCUCGUAGUCAUGUGCAGGCAAUCACAAUGCACCGAGACAUUGUCCCCCGAGCCUUCUCUUGCAAUUAUCCCAAUCACGUUGCAGAGUUUCUUAAAGCUAUCAACGGAAACUUCCGCAAUCAUCAAUGUCUGAAUAAUCAGAAGUUAUUGUUUGCUCCAAUGGGUGAGUUCUUAAUUCUGCAGCCAGAUGACAAGUUUUCUCCAAACCAUGACCUACUACCUUCAGGUUCUGGUCUGUAUUUACUGAACUGUCCUCUAUCAGAUUCAACAGAGGCAGAAAAACAACUUCAAGCCGCUCAGUUUGAGUUUUUAAACUCACCCCAUCCACUCGAGAUCCUAAGUGAUCGCUCUGCCUAUGGUUCUGGAGGAACAGUACAAAGAGACCACGACAUGAGCUCGUACUUAAAAUCAGUUAGAAACGUAAUUCGUCAUGAGCUGAACAACAUCAGAAAAGCUAAGAGGAAGCAAAGGCGCAGAGUUUGGUGGCCAUUGGUUUCACCAAGUGGGGUUAAUGCGGGUAUUGUUGCUAGAAGGUACGUCGAAUCAGGUAGUAUGGGCCAUGGCCAGAUCAACUUUGCUGGCAUCUUACAAAGUGGGAAAGAGUCGUUGAAACGAUUCAGUACACUAGUUGCAUCACAGCACAUGCACUUGCUUGUGGUGCUUUUGUUUCCUGCACGGUUGCUUAUUGUGGGGACUUUUAGCAUGUUCAAUUUUCGUUGAAUCCCCAGAAGCAUUACACAUUAUACAAGUUAAGAAGGGUAGAUGAUUCUUUAUUCAUUGACUACUACUGUUCCCUGGUUUUCUCAGAAGGGGACUUCAUGGAUUGAAAUGAAAUCCAAAUAUAUCCAGUAUUAGCAAAUCGAUUUACAAUUUGGAUCCAUUUGUUAAUUGAUAAAUUCCAUUUAUGGAAUGCAAAGAUGUAUACUUUUGUAGUACAAUGUU
Molecule: messenger RNA, 2667 nt
Organism: Solanum stenotomum
Lineage: Eukaryota; Viridiplantae; Streptophyta; Magnoliopsida; Solanales; Solanaceae
Product: phospholipase A1 PLIP2, chloroplastic-like
Exons: 5
Coding region: 232-2445 (737 amino acids)
Biological process (GO): lipid metabolic process
Molecular function (GO): glycerophospholipid phospholipase A1 activity
Source: RefSeq, a predicted model, not a curated record